Molecule: messenger RNA, 5176 nt
Organism: Toxotes jaculatrix (banded archerfish)
Lineage: Eukaryota; Metazoa; Chordata; Actinopteri; Toxotidae
Gene: col23a1a
Product: collagen type XXIII alpha 1 chain a
Exons: 32
Coding region: 341-2161 (606 amino acids)
Source: RefSeq, a predicted model, not a curated record
UGGUAGUUGCACUUGCGCAUCCAUGUAGGAUACACCCCAACAGGAAACAACGACCUGCAAGUCAGUCAGGAAGGCGCUUCUUUCUCUGGUUGCCAUCCAGAUCGCUCCCAUCUGUGCGUGGCGUUAACCCGGUGCCUCUUGUUCCAAGACUAAUUUAAGACAGCGCUUUGAACCCCGAGCCUAGUUUGCUGGAGCUCGAGUGUUGUUGAAUGCGUUAAGAGCGCUGCUUAGUUAGUCCACAGAGGCUGAUUACAAUUUGGUUGCAGAACUACACCAGCAAAGCAAGUGAAUUUUGGUUAUUUUCUUUUCAUCAAGAGAACUUUUGAAGCAGGGGUUCAGCAUGGAAACAGCCGGCGACUCUCUCGGGGAUAGUAAACCCGUGUGUCAGUGUACCCCCAAGUCUGCGGUUCAGCGGUGGCUGCCAGGUUUUCCCAUCGCUCUGUGUUUGCUGAUGUCCCUGAGCUCCAUCACCGUGUGUUUCCUGAUGAGCUUCAAGACCUUCCAGCUGGAGAACCAGAUGGAGAUUGACAAAGCGUCCAUCUUCCACCCGCCGCAUAGGGCUUUUCUAAACGAGGAUGGGACCCUAAUGCCAGAGCUGAGCACCGCAGUAGGGAGACUAGUGGAAGAGAAAGUGGGGAUGCUGAUGCCGAAAAUGCGGACAGCAAGGGAUGUUGGCCAAGAGUGCUCCUGUCCUCCAGGGCCUCCAGGAAAGCGUGGAAGGAUGGGAAGAAGAGGAGAGCCUGGACCUCCUGGCAAGGCUGGACGGGAUGGAUACCCGGGUCCACUUGGCUUGGAUGGCAAACCAGGUUUACCAGGUCCUAAAGGAAGCCAGGGACCAGUCGGACCCAAGGGAGAAAAGGGUGACCAAGGAGACAUUGGGCCACGGAUGGUCUUCCCCCGAUAUGACCAUGGCUUUCUCUCUGGAGAACAGUCCAGCAGCUUUCAGAGACGCUUUCUGAAGGGUGACCAGGGCCAGGCUGGACCUGCUGGUCCUCCCGGUCCUCCAGGUCCUCCUGGUCCCAGAGGCCCCCCUGGGAACACGGGAAAAGAUGGACCCCGUGGCCCGUCUGGGGAGCCGGGUUUGCCAGGUCGUGAUGGUGUUGAGGGACCACAGGGAUUGCCCGGCAACCCGGGAGAAGAUGGUGAGCCUGGAUAUCCAGGGGCACAGGGUCCUCCAGGGGCAAAGGGCGAGCCAGGUAUAGGAGAAAAGGGAGAGAGAGGCAUGGAUGGACUCCCAGGAUUAAAGGGUGACAAAGGGGAAACUGGAGAACAAGGACCACAGGGACCUAUGGGUUAUCCAGGUGAAAAAGGCACCGCAGGUUCCUCAGACAUCAUUGACUUCAAUGGGAAACUUCUAGAUGCUUUCCAGGCCAUCAGCACCAUCAGUGUUUCGGGCCCACCUGGACCACCUGGACCCCCAGGCCCUCCAGGGGAAAAGGGUGAGCUCGGUUUACCUGGUCCAGCAGGAGUUGAUGGAGAGAAGGGACCUAAAGGGGACAUGGGUGAGACAGGACCACCUGGCGAGAGAGGGGAGAAGGGAGAGAUGGGGCUCUCUGGGCCUGCUGGCAUGGAUGGAUGGAAAGGAGAGAAAGGUGACUGCAGACUGGAUGAUAACCUGGUUCAGAUGAUUUCCCAACCAGGCCCACCUGGUCCACCUGGCCCACCAGGAGUUCCUGGGUCCCCUGGAGUCAUGGGGCUGCAUGGGAUGCCGGGUCCUAAGGGUGAGCCAGGAGUCGGGGUAAAGGGAGAGAAGGGGGACAUUGGUGCGCCUGGACUUAGAGGACUAGAUGGCCACCAGGGUCCACCUGGAUCUGCAGGAUUAGUGGGUCUUCCAGGUGCAAAGGGAGAAAAAGGCAGACCAGGGGAGCCUGGACUAGAUGGUUUCCCGGGUCUGAUGGGAGAGAAAGGUGACCGAGGGGAAAGAGGAGAGAAGGGUGACAGGGGAGCAGUGGGAAAGAGAGGUCUAAAGGGCCAGAAGGGUGAGCAGGGUCCUCCAGGCUUGGACCAGCCUUGUCCUGUGGGUUGUGAUGAGACUAAAGGUCUGUCAGUGGAGGCAGGGCUUUCUUCCCCUCCAGCUCCUCCUCUUCCUCCUUCUGGCCCUGAGGCCCCCUGUCCUGUGGGACAAGAUGGGCUGCCCAUACCAGGUUGCUGGCACAAGUGAUGACUAACUAGCAGCAUGGAAUCUGUACAUAUUGAUCUGGUAUAUUUUACAACAAGCAACCCACCCCCUUCUUUCCCUUUUUUUAUAAAAACGUUUAUAUAAUAUAUUGAGAUUUUUUUACAAGGACAUUUUGACUCUACAGUAUUAUGAAAGCUUUUUUAAAUUAGAGAUCCAGUGUUGUUGAGAAUGCAGCCGUUGCUUUUGAAGACAAGGAACUGAACUGGCAGCACGACUCUUAUUUUGAAGGACAGUCCAGAUGACAGAGUUGGAGUGGAAGAGUGCCUUACUAACAAAGUAUGACUUGCUGCCUGAUUCUAAUCAUGAACGCUGUUUGGGAUUGAUGGUGUGUGCAGUCACCCGAUCUCAUGGAAGGAUGGACAGAUCUCCCGGCGUAUCGAGGAGUGUGGGUCAGUACUCUCUUCUCCUCUCUGUGUUUUCUGAAAGGAGGAGAUGGCGAGGCAGAAGCUCAAACGCAAGCGUCUCUCUCAGCCCUGAACGGGUGCGGGGCCUGGUGGAGAAAGGACACAGUGACAGGCAGAGAGCACGAGGGGCAGAUUUGGCCUUUGUGAAGCAGAAAGAGCCCUGUAAGGCCUCAGUGUCACGCUGAACACUCAGAUCCUCCGUUACGAAAACACUCCAGGAGGAGACGACAGAGAACACUGCGUCUCCACCUUCACUUGAGAAGAGAAGACAUACAUGUGGCUGAUGUUACGCAAUAGCUUGAUAACCAGUUGAAGUUGUUUGGGAGUCAAUGAUGUCACUGGCACAUAAGAAAGGAUUUACUGCACAGAUACAUUGAACAUGUUGUGGUGAUCUCUUGUAUGGCUCUUUUGGAAAGGUUUUCACUAAUUAAAUGCAUGAUCAUAACAAGGCACAGUGUUGUUUAGCAUCCUGACAGCUUGUAUGACCUGUGGUCCGUCACUGAAAUAUCAGAUGACAGUAGAUUCAUUUACAUUUGCAAUAAGCAGUCUUUAAUAGUCUUUCCAUAUUGAACAAGCCACUCAGAAAAGUCAGUAAGUUUUUUUAUGGCUUACACUUGCGGAAGUGGUGACUUGCGUGUUGUUUUGUUUUAUUCUUUUAUAUUCUUAUCUAAUUUUGUCCAGUGACAUUUUGCAUUCCUGUGCAUUGACGAGUUUGCGGAAUAUAUAAGUAGUGUAACCGAUUUGAAGGAACCAUUCACAGUAUUCAUGUAUUCAAUCAGUGUUUCAACCAGGGAGCCAGUCAGCUCCAACGUUAGACUGUUUCUAUUUUAGUUGCCUUGAAAAAUGAUUGCCUAUCAAAUUCUUUUCUUAAUAACUUUCAGCAUGACUGAUCAUUAUCUUUUCAUCACAGAUGAAGACGUUUAAUUACUGUUGCCAGUUUUACUGUUCUAAGUUCUUGCUGCUGACUUAAAUGUGUGUUGUUUGUUUGAUAUUUUUGAACCAAUAUUAGUCAUUUGGACUGAAGGACUAACAGGCUAAAGUAUGAAAUUUGAAACAAAAGUAUACACAACCAUUGUUUUUUUCUUUUCUUUUCAGUAAUUAUACAUUUUAAUUCAGCAAUACACGUUCACAGUGGUUUAUAACUGUCAGUUAUAAUGCAUUUUUUGUGUGUGCUUUCUUUCAAUUUUCACAACAGGUUUUAGUUUUUGUAAAACGUUUUUCUCAGAUGGAAUAAUUUCUUGGUGCUUAAAUACUUUAAAAAACUCUUAUGUACUCGUUUAAAGCUCUGCACUGCAUACACAUGCAAACUAUGGUUGGCAAAACUGCAUACAUCUACACAUUUAUACACAUACACAUCCAUCAUUGUUUAAAGAAAUGUUGAACAUGGGAAAAAUAGAAAUUGUGUUUGACUUCACUGAUGUACUAUUACCUGUUUUCAAAUAUUUGGCUACAUGUAUAAAGGACAGAGAUUACAUGGAAUCAUUACUUUUUACAUGUAUAGAAAUACAUUUACAGUUAUGGGAAAUGUCCAUAUACAUCUGUAUAUCCUGCAUUGACACAGUGUGAAUAUACACAUUCAGUGGUGAUUGCUUAAUAUUAUUUAUACUGAUAUUGGCCGCAAAUGGAUAAGUGAUGUGUGAAAAGGUGAAAAUGGAAUUUGCUAUUCCAUUUAGGUACAUUUGUUGAAAGGGCAAUUAAAUAAUAAGGAAAAUGAAAGAAAAGGAAAAAAGGGUAACAGUGUUUAUUUAGUACUGAAUCCAGAAAACACAGAAAAUUAGAAACACAGACACCUUCUUUGUAAUUAAAAAUAUCCACUAGCUGACCUGGAAACUGGCUCAAGUCAUGUUGCAGUAGUCAUGAUGCAGGCCACUUUUUUUCUCCUGUUUAGGUCUGAAAUGACAAUGUGCAACAUCUCUGAUCAGUUUUGCCAAUAUCCUUUUACAUAUAUCUGCAAAACAAUUUCCAUAUCAGUGGGAUAACCUUGCUGUGAAGUCCUGCUCAUUUCUUUUAUUUACUUCAGAAGGGUUUUGUAAGAAAGAUCAGUGCAACAUAUAUUAAACCUAUACAGUACGACUUGUUCAUGAAGUUAGAGGUAUUGUAGAAAUGUUUUCUAUGAAACAUCUGUAAAUCAGUUGCAUAUCAUUAAGACAGAAUAGCUGACAUACAGACUUUAUUUGAGAAUCAUAUUGAGUGAGAAUUUAUAUCAAAGGCAGAAUGGUUUAACUGCAAAUCACGCAGGUCUUGGCAUUAUUUUACUGGAAGCUGAUGGUUAUCUGUUACUUAACAUUAUUAUAUGUGUUUAUUUCUUUUUGCAGAUUCUAUCAGUUUCAGUUUUAAGGCUUAUUGAAGUCAAUAAAUGACACCAUAUCUGAGUACAGUUUGGUGCUUUAGCAAAUCAUAUAUCACAGUAUUAGCUUGACUUUGUGAGAAUGUUUUUCGAUUGUGUAUUUGGUUGUAAAAGAAUUAAGCUAUUUUUGUAAUUACUUGUCUAAAUAUGUAUAACUUGAAAUCUGGUUAACUAAACAUGUAGACUGAAAUAAACUCUCUGGUUUUAUGAUUUUGUUUCAUUAACUUAACAUCAAUAAAAUAUCUA